This is a messenger RNA of Myripristis murdjan (pinecone soldierfish), 2722 nucleotides long. RefSeq names its product protein phosphatase 4, regulatory subunit 2b (gene ppp4r2b). Gene Ontology annotation, molecular function: protein phosphatase regulator activity. The record is from RefSeq and is a predicted model, not a curated record. The coding region runs from base 147 to 1469 and encodes 440 amino acids. The transcript has 9 exons. NCBI's taxonomy places the organism in Eukaryota, Metazoa, Chordata, Actinopteri, Holocentriformes, Holocentridae. Gene Ontology annotation, cellular component: nucleus; cytoplasm; protein phosphatase 4 complex.
GGGUGGCAGCAGAUGACGCCUGGCGAACAGGCAGUGACCUCACGGCGCCAUAUUAAAAUGCUCCUUCCUCUCUUUGACUGUGUGAAAUCGCAGCUAAGCAGCAGCUAGCCGCCAGUACCUCCACAAGACUGACAGAGGGCAACGACAUGAUGGAAAUUGACUCGCUUCAAGAGGCACUCAAAGAUUUUGACAAGAAAGGAAAGAAGGAGGCCUGUCCUCUCCUGGAGCAGUUUCUAUGCCACAUUGCCAAAACCGGCGAGACCCUGGUUCAGUGGUCUCAGUUUAAGAACUACUUCUUGUUCAAAUUGGAGAAAGUGAUGGACGACUUCAGAGCCUCAGCGCCUGAGCAACGAGGCCCGGCAAAUCCCAACGUGGAGUCAAUUCCAUUUGAGGAUAUGAAGGAGAGGAUCCUGAAGAUAGUGAAGGGAUACAACGGAAUCCCAUUUACAAUCCAGCGCUUGUGUGAGCUGCUCACAGAACCCAAGAGGAACUACACAGGAACAGAUAAGUUCCUCCGAGGGGUGGAAAAGAAUGUAAUGGUGGUGAGCUGUGUACACCCAACCUCAGAGAAAAAUGGAUGCAGUGGUGUCAAUAGAAUGAACGGAGUGAUGCUUCCUGGAAACACAUCUGCUUUCACAGAGAGGAAAGUGAAUGGUCCAGGAACUCCCCGGCCACUGAACCGACCAAAGGUGUCUCUGGCCAGCUCACUAGCAGCAAAUGGUCUGCCAGACAGCACAGACAACAAAGACCAGACCACAGAGCAUGAAAGUGACAAAGAGUCAAGUGAGAUUUCAGCGUCAGAGGGCACUCUGGGGAGCUCGGUGAAGAACAAACACCACGAAGAGGAGGAGGAGGACAUGGAAGCCGAGCAGCACGAGGUAAAGAGACUCAAAUUCAACAAGGACGAGGAGGAGGAGGACGAUGAUGAAGAGGAUGAAGAUGAGGAGCAAGAGGUGGACACACUGAGACAUGUGCAUGCCACCUCCCUCUCAAAAGAGGCAGAGGCCAUGGUCCAAGAGAACGAGGACAAAGUCAACGACAGUGAGGAGAACGAAGCCUCCAGCAGUGCUGUCGCUGUGGAAGACCAAGAGCCGACGAGCAGCACGCAGGCCGAGGUGUCUGCUGGCCCGGGUCAGGAGGUGGAGCAGGCCGAGAGGGAAGUGCCGUGCGGCUCCCAUGAGGAAGGCAGCGACAUGGAUCAGACGGAGCAGCAGGCCCCCGCCGGCGUCCUCGAGAGCCCCGAGACCAGCAGGGACAAUGAAGAGAGCAACAGCGACCCAGUCAGCAGUAGCAGCAGCAGCAGCAGUAGCAGUGGCAGCAGCAGUAGCAUAAAGGAGGGUGCAGCAGUGGCCAGAGAAGACGUAGCUCCCGCUCCCUCCAGCAGUACGACUGAGCCCCCUAUAGAGGGCGCCAUGGAAAGUGCCAGCUUGAACAGUGGGGCCAGUGAGGAGCCCAUGGAGCAGGACUAGACUGAAUGCCUCCUGCAGCCAUCUGUGACCAUAAAACAACUUGUCCUUGAAUCCAGCUUGACUUUCACUGGGGAUGAGGAAAACUGCACCUCGUACUCAAGAUGAACGCCUUGUCUCGCUUUUGGACACUCCUCCAAAAUGGCUACCUGGCAUUGAUGUGGGCAUAUAAAUACAUUUUCAUUGAAGUUUUUUUUUUAAACUGGAAUAUUUUAUUGUUCUUCUUAUCCUAUCAUUUUAAUUUCUCCUGAAGACUCCAGAGGGAUUGGUUUCAGCAGCCUUGAAUUUCUUGAAUAAUUUUUUUUUUCCUUGUUUGAAGUUGGAGUUAUAAGGAUGCUGCAUUCUGGUUCUUUCUCUUUUCACCACCAACUCAGACCAUUUUGACAUCUUUACAGGAAAGGUCGAAGUCUAAGUUUUAUACCCUGUUGCCCGAGUGUUUAGAGGCACCACACCACCAGGAUCAGAACAAAGCCACACCAGCCACUCAUUAUUUAUGCAGUUGUUCUGGACACAAAUGAGCACCAUUUCUGUUUUUGAUCAAAGCACAUCUCCAAAAAAAGAAAAAAAAAAAAAAAAAGAAAAAAAAAAUCCACCACCCCACCUCACACCACCACUGUUGCUGCUCAAGUGCCACCAGGGCUGUUGAGAAAAUGCAUCUUUUUUUUUUGUUGUUGUUUGUUUUUUGUUUUUUAAUAUUUCUUAUCCAUUUACUUGUGAGAUGGGAGACUUAGAAGUAGUUUUCUCCAUUGUGUCCUUAUGUUCAUUGUAACCACCUUUUGCUAUGAUACACUACCAACCCCACUGAAGAAUUCUAUGACAUGCUACCUUGUAGAGGCGUCCUAUGUAAAAUUAUAUAUUUUGGAUGCAUAGAACCACCAUAAUUUAUAUGAUCAUUUCAACUCAACGACUUCUUUUGGAGUAUGUUUUUUUUUGUUUUGUCUGCCAGUUCUAGUUUCCAAAACCAGCUGUAAGUACAAAGACGACUUCCGCUUUCUUUGUAUUGUGAUGUCACCAUGUUGUUUCACAGACCGAUAUCCAGAGCAGUUACUGGUUACAAGUUCAACACCCGUUUCUGCAGCUGUACUUUUUGAUAUUUAGAAUUUUAAAUUUCUGUAAAGUAGAUUUUUGUAGAUUGUAAUACAGUAUGUGUUCACUGCCUUUGUGAAACCAUAUAUAAUUGUAUAAUUUCUGUGUAUACUCUGAAUGCUUUUGCUUUUAAUGCAGUAUUCAGAAACAGCAAUAAAUGUUAACAUUUU